Molecule: messenger RNA, 1981 nt
Organism: Pollicipes pollicipes
Lineage: Eukaryota; Metazoa; Arthropoda; Thecostraca; Pollicipedomorpha; Pollicipedidae
Product: ankyrin repeat domain-containing protein 13C
Exons: 11
Coding region: 127-1344 (405 amino acids)
Biological process (GO): protein retention in ER lumen
Cellular component (GO): cytoplasm
Molecular function (GO): signaling receptor binding
Source: RefSeq, a predicted model, not a curated record
AGCUCUGAUGGCACUGAACCAGGCUCAUCUUCAAAGGUUGAGUUUCCACUUCAUGAGUGUGUGUACAAAGGAAAAAUAAAGAAAAUUCCUCACCUGCUCAGGCAUCAUGACAUUGAUGAAAAGGAUAUGCAUGGGAAUACGCCACUUCAUUUAGCAGUUAUGCUGGGCCAGAAAGAGAUCGCCAUGCUGCUGCUGGCCCGCAACGCCACCGUCAAGAUCCGCAACACGCAUGGCUGGAGCCCGCUGGCCGAGGCCAUCAGCUACGGCGACCGGCAGACAGUGUCGUCGCUGCUGCGGAAGCUGAAGAGCCAGUCACGGGAGCAGAUGGACCGGCGGCGGCCGGCGCUGGUGGCCGCCCUCCACCAGAUCCCCGACUUCUACAUGGAGAUCAAGUGGGACUUCCAGACCUGGGUGCCGCUGCUGCACCGGAUCCUGCCCUCGGACACGUGCAAGAUCUACAAGCGCGGCGCCUCCAUCCGGCUGGACACCACGCUGGUGGACUUCGCCGACUUCAAGUGGGAGCGCGGCGACAUCAGCUUCCUCUUCAACGGCGACGCGCCGCCCUCCCAGUCGCUGUGCGUGCUGGACAACAAGCUGCGCGUGUACCAGACAGUGCGGUAUGAGGAGACGGAGCUGGAGAUUGAAGAGGAGAUUGACAUUCUGAUGAGCAGCGAUAUUGUAUCAGCCCAGAUGUCCACUAAGUCCAUCACUUUCACGCGAUCUCAGCAGGGAUGGUUCUUCCGGUCGGACAGAAAGGAGAUGGUCGGCAAGUACGACGCCGACUUCUAUGACGUGCAUGGCGUGGUGUUGGAGACGCGCAAGCGGCGCGAGCACCUGUCCGCCGAGGACCUGCAGAAGAACAAGGCGCUGAUGGACACCAUCACGCGCGGCAGUGCCCACCAGCUAGACACCGAGGAGAUCCGAGAGCCGCCGCACCGAACCUCGCUGGAGCCGCCGGCGGCGCCGGCUAUCUCCUGGGAGGAGUACCUGACGGCUGACCCGGCCAACGCGCCGCACGUCGGCCGCGCCAUCAUCUCCAAAGUCAGCUGCAAGCGCUUCAAGAACGCCACGCUGGCCAUGAGUCAACAGUUCCCACUGACGGUCAGCAUGCUAUUGGACGUUUUGGACGUCGUGGCGCCCUUCAAGCACUUCAGCAAGCUCAAGCAGUUCGUCCAAUGUAAACUCCCACCCGGAUUUCCUGUCAAGCUAGAUAUCCCACUGAUCCCGGCCAUCACCGCCCAGAUCACCUUCCAAGACUUCUACUUCGAGGAUAGCCACCCGAGCCACCUGUUCACGGUGCCGGCCGAGUACACAGAGGACCCGGCCAGGUUCCCCGACUUAUGACACCCAGAAGACGUUUACCUUUGCGGCACGACAUCGACCGCGACCCCGACGGCGGCGGCGGCGGCCGAGGCCGAGCUCGCCGCUGAGGCCGAGCUGGCGCCGGGCGCCGCCGGCCGUCCGCUGACGGUCCACCUGCCCGUCCAGUUUGGCAUCGGCAGUGUCUACUCGUCAGAGCUGUGUGUUCUCAUCUGCUGACCGGUGCGGCGAGGAGGCGCGCCCGCUCCCAGGCGCGCGCUCCGAAGGAGGGCGCGUGCAACGGGGGAGGCUUGCUCGGGCGGCGCACAGGGAACGCAUUGGCCUCAGCAGCUGACGUGUCACUGGCUUUGGCAGCUCCGAAGAACACCGAAUAGUCGCUGGCUUUAGCAGGGUAGCUGGGGGUCGCUGGCGUUAGCAGAGUACCGAGGCUUCGCUGGCUUCAGCGAGUGCUGGCGAGUCACCGAGCUGAGCAGCGGGAGCACUUCUAGCUUUGGCCGCGGAGCCCGGGCUGCGUGAGCGGCAGCGGAGGAGGCAGCCAGAGAGCGCAGUAUGCCCCCGUCGCGUGCGGCGCACUGAACGGCGCAGACCAAGCCCCGCCCGGCGAGGCGAGUCUUCGCAGACCCACGCGACUGCCGAGAAGCACCGCGUUGAAUGCUGGCUG